GACGGCAGAGCACUGCCGCCACUGGCGAUCAGUCGGGUCAGGUCCAGCGGCGGGGACAUCCGUCGGUCUCUGUUUAUUGUGCUGACAAAGCCAGCCACUUACCAGUGCAGGGCGGAUAAAACCGGUAGGGUGUUCGGGGUGGCAUGUUUUGUGCCGUAAGCCGUUGUUAGUGUUGGCUGCGCGGCAGAGUGUCCGGAGGCAGUGCAGAUCAGGAUGCGCACUUACGGCUAGUACUGAGCUCAGGGCAGUCUGUGUUGAACUGAGAGUUGUGGUGGGCGGUGGUGAGCUGGUAAUGAAGGCUGGUGGGGACUUUUGCUGUGCUGGUGGGAGCUCUGGCGCUGAGCUGGUGAUGGUGGAGAUGCUGAGCUGAUGAAGGCUGUCUCUAAGCCUGUCAGCGCCGUGUUGAGCUGGUUGCUCCACUCGCUGAUCUAGACUACCGAGCCGAGCCAUGCUGCUCGGCGUGCGCUCGUCGGCCCGUCACGGCCGGCCGGCCCGCCAUCUGCGGCUCCUGCAGGCCGCUGCCGCUCAGCUGGAGCCCGACUCGGAGCUGGACUUCUCCGACCCCAGACAGGUGUUCGACAAGAAGUCGACGCCCGAGCUGGUCCGCUCGCUGGCCGUCCUGAAACUGUGCUCGCAGGACUGGUUCGUCGACAACGCGCUACCGAUCCUACGCGGCUCUGAGCGCCUUCUCGGUCGCCGGCUGCUGCUGGCGCUUGCCCGGCCGCUCUACAGCCAGUUCGUACCGGGGACGUGUGAGGCUGACCUGGCUCAGGCAGCUGCGCGACUCCGGCGGACCGGCGUACGACUCGUGUUCGCCCAUAUGCUGGAGGACGACUUACGGGAGGGCCAGACACUGUCCGCUCUGCUGGACGAUAACCUGGCGCUGACGCUGCACCAGUUCGGCAUGGCGACCCGGGUGACGGCCGGGGAGGCGCACCCCUGCACCCUGCUCAAGCUGACCGGUCUGGUGGCAGUGCCGGCGCUGGCGGCGCUGAGUGGCGCUCUGACCGCCGCGCCGGCUGACCGGCUGACCCGACUGACUGAGGGAGUGGCCACCCAGCUGUCCGGGGGUCCCUGGUACCGGCUGGCAGAGCUGACCGAGGAGCAACAGCGGCACUGGGACGACGGACUCGCCAGACUGCGUGCCGUCGGCGAGUUUUGUGAGCGGCACAGUCUCCGUACUAUGGUGGACGGCGAGUACUCGUACACCAACCCGGCCAUCGGUCUGCUGACACUGGCGCUGGCCGCCAACUUCAACACUCGGAGUCCCCUGAUCUGGGGGACGACACAGUGCUACCUGAGGGACGCCGAACAGACCCUCACCAGGCACCUGUCGGUGGUCGACAGCCUGGGAGUCUCCUACGCAGGGAUGCGGAGCCGUGGAAAUUUCAGACGGCUCCGGCUCCGGCUCCGGCUCCGGAGAAAAAAUCGGCUCCGGCUCCGGCUCCGGCUCCGGGUGAAAUGUUAUGGCGGCUCCGGCUCCGGCUCCGGCUCCGAGUAAAAUGGUCCGGCUCCGGCGGCUCCGGCUCCGGCGGCUCCGGCUCCGACUCAGUACAUCCCCUAUGCAAUCAAUUAAAUACGGGUGGAAUAAAAAUUGGAUGGGUUAUA
This is a messenger RNA of Amphibalanus amphitrite, 1608 nucleotides long. Its product is annotated as hydroxyproline dehydrogenase-like. Gene Ontology annotation, cellular component: mitochondrion. The transcript has 5 exons. The record is from RefSeq and is a predicted model, not a curated record. NCBI's taxonomy places the organism in Eukaryota, Metazoa, Arthropoda, Thecostraca, Balanomorpha, Balanidae. Gene Ontology annotation, molecular function: proline dehydrogenase activity; FAD binding. The coding region runs from base 449 to 1501 and encodes 350 amino acids.